This is a messenger RNA of Cloeon dipterum, 2314 nucleotides long. RefSeq names its product protein distal antenna-like. The record is from RefSeq and is a predicted model, not a curated record. The transcript has 2 exons. Lineage: Eukaryota; Metazoa; Arthropoda; Insecta; Ephemeroptera; Baetidae. Gene Ontology annotation, molecular function: DNA binding. Bases 305 to 1201 code for a protein of 298 amino acids.
AGCGCGGCGUCAGUCAGGUAAUUGAAAAAAGCAGCCCCCCCUUCGGUUUGCAUUUCCUUGGCGUCGCAUACGCAUAAUCCACGGCUGGCAGCAGCGGCGGCGGCGGCGGGAGGGUCUGCCUCCCCGUUCGCUGAUCGCCGCGGCGAGUGACCAAGCACAAGUCGCGGGAGAGGAGAGCAGCAGCCCAUCUUCUCUCUCUCUCUCUCGCUCUCUCGCCAGCCAGCAGCACGUUUUGCGCCGCACCAAGCAGUCAGUGUCAGUCGAGCUGCGGCAGUGGUGCGAGAGACGACCGUGGUCCGUCGCGAUGAUGCCUUCCGCGAAGCGCGUCACAAUGAAGCGGCAACUGCAGCAGUUCUCGGUGCAGGACAAAUUGGAUGCCAUCCAGCGCGUCAACGAGGGCGAAUCUAAGGCAUCCGUGGCCAGGGACAUCGGGGUGCCGGAGUCGACGCUUCGCGGCUGGUGCAAGAGUGAAGAAAAGCUGCGCAACUCGUGCGAGAACGACAACAGCCCGUUGGCCGCCUCGCUCGUCGACAGUGUCGUCACGGCCAACGGCUCUCUCGACCUGGCGGCCAAGCGACCGAGGAUGACCGAGCAGCCCCAGCAGCCCAAGGAGGCCGAAGUGGACGGCGAGACACUCUGGGCUUGGAUCCGUCAUCAGCAUCAACACGUGACCGGCAUAAGUGAGCAGCUGCUUGCCGCCGGCGGCCAGCACGCCGUGGCCGCCAAGACAUCGACGGCCAUCGCCGCGGCCGCGGCCGCGGCUGCCGUCGCCGCCAACACGUCUGCCAUUAACGACCUCAACCCCGGAUGGUUCUGGCGCUGGUACAAAAGCAUACGCCUCUCUGACACCACGGCAGCUUCGGCCUCCCCUUUGCCCUUGCUGGUGUCGUCAGCAUACGCGAGCCGUACUCCUGCACCAGCGCACGCGUCGUCGCAUCACGCGACGUCGAUGACCGGCGUCACCAGCCAUCAGCAACUGCCGCGCUGCAGCCCGGAGGUGCAGCCCAAUGAGCCAUCCGACGAUGAAGACGAUGAGCCGCCGCUGUCAGCGAAUGAUGCCGUCGCGCACGGUGAAAGGUUCCUGCGCUGGCUCGACUGCUGCUCAGACCCCACCAUCACCGCCAUGCAGAUCCUGCAGUUCAGGUACCUGCUGAACAACGUGAGGGCGGCAGCCGUCCGCAAGUCCAAGGACAACAAAUAAGCUUUUCUUUUGUUGCUCAACUCAAAUGGGUUUUUUCAUUUUUUUUUCUCAUAUAUUUCCAAUAUUUCAUUUCGUAAGAUUCUCAGCCAAAACCGGACUGAAUUUUUUAGUUUUUCGCACGUCGAAACUGGCUGGCGUUAUUUCCUAUCACGUGUGAUGGUCGAAAGGUAUUUUUUCAAGAGGUUAGGUUAAGUGCAAGAUUUGAUGGACAAUAUUUUGGGGGUUUCUGCUUCUGCACGGGCGGCCUCGGGUGAUCCCGGCCGCCCUGGUUUUCCGUUUCACAUUCCAAUAAGUGGAACUCACCUGUUUCGUCGGUUCGAGCGGCGGUGCGAAGGCCAAGUGGUCCGCGACGAAGGAGCCCAGGUCCUGCCAGGUGCCCAGCUCAGGGUGGCACACCGCCGUCGGCCUGAUGAAGGUGCAAAUCAAUUUCUGAAAGAAACAAUUGUUACAAGUUUCCAACUGAUCUCAGUGAUGAAAAAGAGUUCCUUAAUUCAGUUCAUUGCAGAAUUUCUCUUUUGUAGUUAAUAAACGAAUAAAAUGUAUUGUGUACAAGAAGACGCGAAAGAGAGAGAGAGAGAGAAAGAAACAUGUACAAACACUCAAAAAUGGCCACUUAAAGUGUAAAUAAAUUGACAUUAUUGAAUCUAAAUGGAAUAUUACGGUUGCGUUGAAAAAAUUAAGGGUGCGCCUCCUGUGAUAAUCCAGUUGCACCCAAGAAAUAAAUGAGAAAAAAGUCGCCGUCACAGGGUAAACACUCUGAUUUUAACAAAUCUCCACUUGGAAUGAAGAAGUUUGAGCAGUUACAAACGUUUUUGUCUUCCUUGUUCAAAACACAGGCUAUUGUUUUUGAAUAAACCCCUUCGACAAUCUAUUUAUUUCAUUGUAAAAUUGCAGACAUUUUCGGAAACGAUAAAAACGUAUUUUUGGAACUGUACCUGAAGAUCUCUCCCACGAUUGCAACAAAAUUAGACAGUCCUUCUCACAUACUGUACACUAAUAGGCGAAUCAAUAAUACAGAAUUGGUACGUAGUUUUGCAAUAGCAUUCAUAGUCCGUGUUGAAGCGAAAAACUGAAUUUGUACAGAAUAAACGUAAAUAAAAUCGAAAAGUUAAA